This is a messenger RNA of Lycium ferocissimum, 1973 nucleotides long. RefSeq names its product sugar transporter ERD6-like 7. The transcript is spliced from 18 exons. Gene Ontology annotation, cellular component: membrane. Bases 191 to 1624 code for a protein of 477 amino acids. The record is from RefSeq and is a predicted model, not a curated record. Lineage: Eukaryota; Viridiplantae; Streptophyta; Magnoliopsida; Solanales; Solanaceae. Gene Ontology annotation, biological process: carbohydrate transport; transmembrane transport. Gene Ontology annotation, molecular function: sugar transmembrane transporter activity.
AAUAUUUGGGAUGUAGAUCUAAUUACACUUAGAAAAUUAUUAAAUACUAGAAAGGAACCAUUUGUAAAAAUUCCAUAGCAUAUAAAAUACGCAUAUGGCGCUCAUCCAUAAACUCCCUUCUUUUCUUGCUUACCUCUAAAUAUCUUCUUACUUGUCUAGUCUAACCAAACACCCCAAAAAAAUCACAAAUAUGAAGGAAGAUAUAGAGCAAAGUGAGAACAGAACUCCUCUUAUCAUCCAAACAAAUAAAAGAGUAACUGAAGAGAAGGCUGAAAAUGGAUGCUAUGAGAAGAAACAAAACAGGUGCAUGGUUUACCUCAGCACAUUUGUUGCUGUCUGUGGUUCCUUUGCAUUUGGAUCUUGUGUUGGCUAUUCAUCACCAACACAAUCCGCCAUCAGGGAGGAUCUUAAUUUAUCUAUAGCAGAGUUCUCGCUCUUUGGUUCAAUAUUGACAUUUGGUGCGAUGAUUGGAGCAAUUACAAGCGGCCCAAUUGCUGAUUAUAUUGGCCGUAAAGGGGCGAUGAAAAUGUCAAGUGCUUUUUGUGUUGCUGGAUGGUUAGCCAUAUACUUUGCUCAGGGAGCUCUUUCUCUGGACAUUGGAAGAUUGGCAACAGGAUAUGGAAUGGGAGUUUUUUCUUAUGUGGUGCCUGUAUUUAUAGCUGAAAUUGCACCUAGAGAUCUACGAGGAGCUUUGACAACCAUAAACCAGCUGAUGAUAUGUUGUGGAGCCUCAGUGGCCUUCAUUAUAGGAACCAUGCUGACCUGGAGGACUUUGGCAUUAACAGGAUUAAUUCCAUGUGCUAUUCUCCUUUUCGGUCUCUUUAUCAUUCCAGAGUCUCCUCGGUGGUUGGCAAAAAUAGGACAUCAAAAGGAGUUUGAACUUGCACUCCGCAGACUUCGAGGCAAAGAUGCUGACAUAUCUGAGGAGGCAGCUGAAAUCCAGGAUUAUAUUGAAACCCUUGAAAAGCUUCCCAAAGUCAACUUGUUUGAUUUGUUUCAAAGAAGAUACUCGAGCUCACUCAUAGUGGGAGUUGGACUUAUGGUGUUUCAACAGUUCGGUGGAAUCAAUGGAAUCUGUUUCUACACCGGUAGCAUAUUUGAGUCCUCAGGGUUCCCUUCGGACAUCGGAACUAUAAUCUAUGCAAUUAUACAGGUUCCCAUCACCGCUUUGGGUGCUGCCUUAAUUGACAGAGCUGGAAGAAAACCUCUUUUAUUGGUUUCUGGAACAGGACUUGUCAUAGGCUGUAUACUAACAGCAAUCUCAUACUAUCUGAAGGGACAUGAACUUGCAACAAAGGCAGCACCAAUACUUGUUGUAACAGGCUUACUGGUCUAUAUCUCGUCCUUUUCAGUCGGAAUGGGAGCAGUUCCCUGGGUUGUGAUGUCGGAGAUAUAUCCUAUAAAUAUUAAAGGGGCUGCUGGUAGCCUUGCAACACUGGUGAAUUGGUUCGGGGCAUGGGCGUGCUCCUACACUUUCAACUUCCUAAUAACCUGGAACUCUUUCGGUACUUUCAUGCUUUAUGCUGCAGUCAAUGCACUCUCCAUUUUGUUUGUGAUCAAGAUAGUACCUGAAACCAAAGGAAGAACUUUGGAACAAAUCCAGGCUGAUAUCAAUGCAUCAUAAUACCUAAGCACCUUUGCUCAUCUGAAAUUUAUCAAAUAGCCAAAGAGAUGAUCACAGGAUGCGUGCUACCAGUUGAAAUUACAUUCUCAUAUUCAUCCUGUGAUUUUCCAAAGAUUUAAAACAUUCAAGUGCUCAUUACACCAUGGACCACAUUCGCCAUUUACUUAAGGUAUUGAACACUGUAAUCGAAAAAAAUGAUUAGCAUGAGUUGUUCCAGUAGUUUUUUUUUUUUUUUCCUCCCUCUUUGUAACUGCAAAAGAAUAUCUUUCCAAGUUGUGGGAUCACAUUUUUUAACUGUACUCAUUGAUUUAUAUGCAGAACCCUAGCUUUCUGCUUGCUUCAUUCUUAA